Zingiber officinale is the source of this 1190-nucleotide messenger RNA. RefSeq names its product probable prolyl 4-hydroxylase 7. The transcript is spliced from 7 exons. Gene Ontology annotation, molecular function: procollagen-proline 4-dioxygenase activity; iron ion binding; L-ascorbic acid binding. Bases 67 to 1071 code for a protein of 334 amino acids. Lineage: Eukaryota; Viridiplantae; Streptophyta; Magnoliopsida; Zingiberales; Zingiberaceae. Gene Ontology annotation, cellular component: endoplasmic reticulum. Gene Ontology annotation, biological process: peptidyl-proline hydroxylation to 4-hydroxy-L-proline. The record is from RefSeq and is a predicted model, not a curated record.
GAGCCCACCGAUGACGUCAGCCAUUGCAAGUGGAGGCGUAACCUCACCGGCGAUCGAGGAGGACUAAUGAGGGCGAAGAAUCCGCCUGCGAAGACCUGCUCGCUGUCGUCUCCUCUCCGCGUUCACCGAUCUGAUUCCUUUCUCCCUUGCUCCGCCGCCUCCCCGGUGAUGGGAUCCUCCGCCUCUUCGUAUCGUCUCCUCCUCCCCCUUCUCCUCUCGCUUCUUCUGCUCGGAUCGUCGUUCGGCCUGGCGGAUUCCGACUUCUUGGAUCCUUCUCGAGUAAUUGAGUUGUCGUGGAAUCCCAGGGCUUUCUUGUAUCAGGGAUUCCUCUCCGACGAGGAGUGCGACCAUCUCAUCUCUCUGGCAAAGGAUAAGUUGGAGAAAUCUAUGGUCGCGGAUAAUGAUUCGGGGGAGAGUAUGAUGAGUGAGGUGCGGACGAGCUCUGGCAUGUUCAUCGGAAAGAGGCAGGAUGAAAUUGUUGCAAGAAUCGAGAAGAGGAUUGCUGCUUGGACCUUCCUUCCAGAAGAAAAUGGCGAAUCCUUUCAAAUACUGCAUUAUGAGCAUGGCCAAAAAUAUGAGCCUCAUUUUGAUUUCUUUCACGAUAAAGCCAAUCAAGAACUAGGAGGUCAUCGAAUUGCCACAGUAUUAAUGUACCUAUCCAAUGUUCAGAAGGGUGGAGAGACCAUCUUUCCUUCUGCGAAGGGGAAGUUAUCUCAAUUGAAGGAUGACACCUGGUCAGACUGUGCAAAAAAUGGUUAUGCAGUAAAACCUUCAAAAGGUGAUGCCUUGCUGUUCUUUAGCCUACACCCUGAUGCGACAACAGACUCCGAGAGUUUGCACGGAAGCUGCCCCGUCAUAGAGGGUGAAAAAUGGUCCGCAACAAAAUGGAUUCAUGUGAGGUCUUUUGAGAGACCACACAAAACAAGCUCCAGCUCAGGGUGUGAAGAUGAGAAUGUUCUUUGCCCGCAGUGGGCCUUAGCAGGCGAGUGUGUGAAAAACCCUCAAUAUAUGGUAGGCACCAAGGAUUCACAUGGGUAUUGUAGGAAGAGCUGCAAUGUAUGCACCAUGUAGCUGGUUAUUAUUUAUUAUUCACUUGAUAAACUGUAAUCAAUAUUACCAUAAGGUGAACAAGAUUAUGUCUGUAUACAUGGCAUUUAUUCUAUAAUUCUGGUACGAUCGAUCUUUGAUGA